CAAACUUCUCUAAAGGAGCAGUAGCUGACAGAUUGGGCUAUCGUAGUGCAGCUUGUUUGAACCUGUCAAAUUCUCGUACAAAGCUCAAGAGCAGCCUCAUCCUCGGAAGUAUAGCUUCUAGUGCCCGCGCUUUCAUCGUAGAGCCAUAUGCCGAAACCAUGUCGAACACGAGAAGAGUGCACUUGUCCUCGUGUAGUUUCCUUUACGCGCACCUGUUCUGGGUGUGGUCCUGGGUGCUAUUCGCGUUCAUCGCGCCGCACAAAAACACAGUCACCACAGCCUUCGCCCUUCGCGCCGCCGGAGCCCGUGCCAGCGGGGCGGCUCGCGGUGCCACGCAUCAGAAGAAGCACUUUUUCACGUACAAGCAGCACUUGCCGCUGCUCAGUGCUGCAGCCACCGUGCUUACCGUGCAGGAUCCGCAGGAUAGCGGCGGUAGUAGUACGGGGAAACACGACCAGGAGACCACGCAGAGCCAGAGACAGGUGGGAAUUAUAGACAGCAAGAGAGACCAGGACCACGAAGCUCCAGGUGCAGGGACGAGGACCACGACCUCCACUUCGCUCCAUUAUAACAGGAAUCCUGGGUCGUGUGCGUAUGAUGCAACUUCUUCUGCCCGUCGCUUUUUUCACAAAAAUCGAACACCCGGCAAAGCGGCCGGCGGUGCCGGACGAGAAGGCGAAGCUAUAGUGGAUGAGCUGAUCUACCGUCUUCCGGCUCAGCCUAGUGCUCAGAACCGUCUGGCGCCCUCGUACCGGCAGCUGAUCUUUCCGAGUCCUAUGGAAGCGAUACGCCCAAGAACCGGAAAAAUCACCAACCUCGCGCACUGUUCGACUCUUCUCGCCGCUGCUAACAUGGUGCUGCGAGACACCGACAUCGCGCAGAGAUCUACUGGUGCGUCAUCGGGAUCAUUAUCCACAGUAAAUUUCCCGUAUACGUUGUACAACAAAUGCGGUCUGUGCAUGACAAAACUUGGCUUCGAUUCUAGUUUAGCAUGACAAGUUUGACGCUCCAAAUUGGCGAAAUUUGUGAUGCAUCUUCUGCAUGUGCGGGAAUGGAAAUUUGUCUUGCAUAAUCAUCGUCGCCCACGUCGUUCUUAGAGACCGUGACUGGCUGGCGCUCCGUGGUCGUGCCAUCUUUGAUGCCCGGUGGUGGUGCGGGAGGGGCAUCAGGUGAACAUCAACCACAAGUGCCGCAGCAUCACAGUCUGGCCGCAAAGACGGGGGCAACACCAACACCAACAUCUUCUAAGUCAGUGGAGGUCGGCGCUGAGGCAACAUGUAGCAUUCAAGAUUGUCUCCAAGAUCAACAGGAUCAAAUGCUCGGGGCGGAUGAAGGCCUGCAAUUACCGCAACCUGAUCAUGCUGAACAAAAGUCUACGUCUACCAGCUCAAGAUCUUCUCAAUCUCAAACGGAAGCGCAAGCGGCAACGCCACGUAGCAGUUUCACUGAAUCUGGAGAUGUGGAGAUGUUGCAACAGGAACAAGAUCAAAGCAAAACAGACGGCGCGGAAAGACAAGCUCGUCCCCGGAGCAGGGGCGGGUCCGCAAAAAUGGCGGUUUUGCACUUACAUCUCAGGAAUUCGGAUUCAAGUUCUUGCAUCAAGAAAAGCGAAGAUGCCGUCGAUGGAAAGACCGAACCUGCCGAUCCGGCCAGAACAAAAGGAGACGGUUUUAUAAUGUCCUCGACCUCAACGCUUGAAGUUGAAACAGAAAUUCCGACUGUACAAGGGUUAGGGUUUGCAGCUCCGGAAGUGCCUGAGAAAGGCGAGCGUCAACGAUGUACCUCUCCAGCAAGAAGAAGCCAAACAUUUUUGAAUCAAGGAAACAUCAAAGCGAAGUCAGCUUCUACUGGGGACGACAAUGACGAAGGGUGGACUUGUUCUGGAUCUGGAGGAGAGACUACACAAACCGCAUGCAGUAGUGGGAUCAUGAGGCCAGCACCUGCAGGCACAUCAACAUCAAGUCGAAGAGCUGUACAGCAGGGAGCUGCUGCAUCAAGCCCGAAUAACGUCGUACUGCUCGAAGUCCGCGACCUUGUCGCCGCAUUCCAGGCGUGUCACGACCACGAUGUGCGCGUGUUGAAAAUUCCGUUGGACGAUAUUACGACUUGUACAAGUGGAUUUCUAGCUGGGGACACCAACGGAAGUUUCUCGACUGCGUUUGGAGGUGGAGGAGGUCCAACCUCUACACCGCUUGCAACAACUACAGAGUCUGGAUCCGCGCACGCAGGGUCUCCUGCAGCUGAGCUUGACAGUCUCGAGGUGGAAAGCUGCAACCAUCACGCUGCGGAGGACUACUUUUUCGAGAGCGCAGCGAUUUCUUCUCGAACCGCUCCCACCUCUCCUACUGCGUCGCACUUUCGCCGCGGAGAUGAAUCGUCCAAGUCCAUAAAAGGCUGCGCUUCUUCUAGCAGCAGCUCCAACAAAACUACGAGACCAUCGUCCAUUGACCACCUGUAUUUCCAACUUGAUCAGGGCUUUUUUUUGGACGCCAGUCCACCAACAAGGGCGCCGCAGUAUAAUGACCGCGCGGUCGAACAAGCGAAUCUUCCUUCCGGUUCCGACUACGCCAAGGAUCACUAUAAUUUCCCGCCGGGUCCUCGUGAGAUGAGGCCGCGCGACACGACGACGACCACCCGUAGAAGUGCGACGCUGAGGACCUCCUCCUGGCCAGAUGACCACGUAGUAGAACGAGACGGUGACGAACAGCUAUCGCCCUCUAAGACGACCCGGAGUCCUGGUUUCUUUUCUUAUUUCUGUCACCGCGUCUGCAAAACAAAAAAAAACGAAUCUAGCAAUCAUGCCAUAUCUUUCGAUAGCACAACUAGUACGCAACAUCAGCCUACUUUCGGAGUAGAAGAACAACCCGCAGCACCUUUCCCGCCGAUGAUCACUGAAGAUGCAGAGGAGGGCUCAGCACCAGCAACCUCCAUUGCAAGAACUUCUACCUGCUGCAAAAACAGGAACAUGAAACAUGGCAACGAGAAGAAGAGCAUUAACAUGCUCAUGAGCGGACGCGGAAGCGAUAGCAUGACCGAGCCGUCAAAACAUGACUGUGUGGUUAAUUUUCAUCACGAUGGAGAACUACACGACGACCAGGACGAGCGGGAAAAGAAAACUCUGCAGAUUUUCCUCCAUCAAUGGGUGGAUCCUGUGCUAGGCAGGCUUCCUUCCGCGCCCUGCCGCCCGCUGGAGGUACAGUUUUACUACCGUGGAAGGCUCGUGCGGAAGUUGGAUGUGUAG
Molecule: messenger RNA, 3241 nt
Organism: Amoebophrya sp. A120
Lineage: Eukaryota; Dinophyceae; Syndiniales; Amoebophryaceae
Source: the annotation of a GenBank genome assembly